Messenger RNA from Scleropages formosus (Asian bonytongue), 2926 nucleotides. Its product is annotated as GDNF-inducible zinc finger protein 1-like. The transcript is spliced from 5 exons. Lineage: Eukaryota; Metazoa; Chordata; Actinopteri; Osteoglossiformes; Osteoglossidae. Gene Ontology annotation, cellular component: nucleus. Gene Ontology annotation, biological process: regulation of transcription by RNA polymerase II; embryo development. The record is from RefSeq and is a predicted model, not a curated record. Gene Ontology annotation, molecular function: DNA-binding transcription factor activity, RNA polymerase II-specific; RNA polymerase II transcription regulatory region sequence-specific DNA binding. Bases 249 to 1649 code for a protein of 466 amino acids.
GAAAAGUGUGAGCUGUUACUGUGUUAGUUACUCAUCAUGACGUGGUUGGCUGUGCAUCAGCUAUCACACAGUUGUUGCUUUUUAAAUAGAAGUAAAUAAAUUGCUAAAGUGAGGCUUUCACCCCAAAGCGGCUUUGAGCUUUUCUACAGUGAGGUAUUUUGCUGCAGCAGUUUAUUAGGAGAUCUAGGAGACCUUGUGAAAAGACCUGGUUUCCUGCCCUGAUAGCUGCCUUGCUGACCGCUGCGAGGAUGUCCGAGUCGGUGAGGAAGACCUUCAGCAGCCGCCUGAGCACAGUGAUGGAGACCCUGCUCCGGGCCGCCGUCUUUGAGAUCACCAGGAUAUUUGAGAGCACCCUGUGCGACUCUCAGCUGGAGCUGGCGCGGAGCAGGAAUGAGAUCGAUGCCCUCAAGCGUCGGCUGGAGGCCUCGGAGAAGCACGUGAGAAUUCUGGGGGAGGCCGGAACGAUGAAGAGAGCGGGUCGGGUUCUGGGUCCUGUUGGGUGCGCUCCUGCUUCCGGUGCAGGUGGAGAACUGGCGGCGCCUCGACCCGGGGGGCUUGCAGGCAAGAGACCCCCUCUCGCAGGGGAUAAGCUCCCGCUGGGGGACGGGAACCUGCAGAACGGCCCCAAACAACCUAAGAGGGCGAAAGAUGAGGGGCAAAGGGCGGAGUCUGCCAAAUUUCGAGAGACAGAUGCCGAAGUAGUCUCUGUCAUAAUCAAAGAGGAGGUGGUGGAGCAAGGUUCGGAUCCGGUGGUCGAGAUCAGGUGUGCGGAGAAGUCCGGUCCAGGGGUCAGAGCGGGACACGUUUCUGAAGUUCCCAAAGAGGGGAGUCGGCAGGGGUUGCAGGUGAAGAUGGAGCCUACGCCAAACCCAACUGUAUCACCACGCUUAUCCCCCACAAGGGGGCCCAGUGCUCUGAGAAGGACCUGCGUCCAAGACUGCAGCCUGCAGGGCUUCAAUGGCCUGAGGAGCGACAGGAGACAACCUGGACAGGGAUGUCCCGAGACCCCCCCUGCAUCCCUACGAGAGCACGGGGAUGCGGGGGAAGCGCUGCAGUGCGGCAUUCAAACGUGCCGCCUGACCAGUGUCCAGCAAAGAUGCACUCGGGCAGAGCUUUCCAAGCAUCCUCCUGACAGUGGGACUGCCGCCUUUGGGCCAUAUCAGCCCUGUCUGCUAUCGGUCCGUGAGAUUUCAGGGGUAAACAGGGCUGCGGAGAGCCUCCAAGCGCAGUAUACGGUAAAACAAGGGAAGGCGACCACCCCGAUCCAACCCCAGAGGCAAUCUGUGCACAGCGCUGCGGGAGAGAGGCCGUACUCCUGCAGCCUGUGUCUGAAGGGCUUCAUUAGCCCCUCCCAUCUCAACAUGCACAUGCGAGUGCACACAGGAGAGAGACCGUAUUGCUGCCCCCAGUGCGGCAUGAGAUUCGCUCAAAAGGGCAACCUGAGGGCCCACCAGCGACAGGUGCACCAGGGCAAGAGGCCAUUCCCAUGUCCCGAGUGCGGGAAGCGGUUCACAAAGCGGGGCAACCUCAGGACCCAUCAGCAGCAGGUGCACCUGGGCAAGAGACCGUUCCCGUGUACAGAGUGCGGGAAGGGCUACUUCUCUCAGAAGGACCUGAAAGUCCACCAGCGUGUCCACGGAGCAGAGUAGACUGUGCCGUCGCUCCUGAAUCCUGUAACUUGGGACGUUAAGGGAACGGCACCUUAAACUCAAGUAACCUGUGUGUGUAUCUAGCAAGAGAAGAAAUGCAAUGAAACUUGUGGGAAAAGAGCCUGUAGAUUCAUGACAUACUACUUUUGGUUAGUAAAAUGCUACAGUUGGCAGUCCAUAAGAAUUACAUAGUCUUUUGUGGAAACAUGAUUUCUGCUAAAGGGCUGAAUUUGCAUUAAAUGACCCCCCUGCUCUGCCUGGCGAAUGUCACAUCAACGUGUUUCAAGUUCUAUUGAAGGAUGGACUGGCUCCUCACCUUAUGUACACAAGUGAGAUCAAAUCUGUUUGCAACCAGAUUUGUCUGUAAAUUCAAAGUGACACGUACCAGCAAGUAAAAAUUUAAUAAGCUUAAUAUAGAUAUGCUUCCAUUUGUUCACAGCUUCUGUGAAGACCUCCUAAAGCUAUAAUGAAUUUAAAAAAAUUACAUGUUUUAACUUCAAAAUUACUUAAAAUUGACAAUCACUGAACUUAAAUGUCCAUACCCUAUUGCAACAUUCUUCAUUUUGUUAUUGAUCAUCACUAGUGAGUGGUGCUGUAAGCACUGGAAUGUCAGUGUAAAUGUAAAAUAAGGUGAGUUAUCCUGUAAUCUGUUUGGGGGCUGUUUGCUACAAACUAAGAUCUGAAUGUGGAAAAUCUGGUUGUUUUCUUGCUGCAUCAGGCAGGAAUUUUAGAAGAUGGAUCGGGGGGGAUAAAACAGAACUAAACUGGAAACUGGUGAUAUUUUUGAAAAUGUGUAAGCGAAGGUGCCAGUGCAGUGGCUUUCUUGUAUGACAUGCAGUGCCCUAGACAACAAUUCCAACUGCUACCUUAGCAAUUACUUUAGUUUAAUUUUAUGGUUUAAUAUCACAGGGAGGUAACUGCAUUUCAUUGUAUAUCUGUUUUUGGGUAAUGACCGGUUUAAGAAAAGCUUGCCGACGUGAAUGUCGCACACAGUGACUUGAUCAAUAGUGCUGGUGCCAUUGAACCAAAUACUAGAGUAUAGUCCAGUUGUUGAACCUGACACUUUGUUAAAAAUGUGAACAAGCAGGGAACAUGCAGAGAACAUUCAAAGUGAUAACUGAAGCCACUUUACAACUGCUCAUUAAUGUUGGAAUGUACAAUGUCAUUUAAACUUACAUUAUUCUCAAUGCAGUUGAGUAAACACUGUACACCGUUUAGAGAAACCAAAGGUCUGGGUAUGAUGCACUGGGUAAUUGCUGACCAAGUAAAUAAAUAAA